AUGCCUUCGGUUAUUAGUGUUAUUCCUAAGCUCUACCAUGAAUAUACCACUAAAACCUCCAAGAAACUAAAAAUUGUAGAUGCGUAUUUGUUGUAUGUCUUUCUGACCGGUGUGAUUCAGUUUGUAUAUUGUUGUCUCGUUGGCACUUUUCCAUUUAACUCCUUUUUAUCUGGUUUUAUUUCAUGUGUAAGCUCGUUUGUGCUCGGAGUUUGUUUGCGACUACAAGUCAAUCCUGAAAACAAGAACGAGUUUUCUGGUCUAAGCGCAGAGCGAGGCUUCGCGGACUUCAUAUUUGCUCACUUAGUCUUGCAUAUAGUUGUAAUGAACUUUAUUGGAUAA
Leptosia nina is the source of this 339-nucleotide messenger RNA. Lineage: Eukaryota; Metazoa; Arthropoda; Insecta; Lepidoptera; Pieridae. The record is from the annotation of a GenBank genome assembly.